AAUAAUAGUACCUCAUUGAAUUUUUUUUAAACUAACCAUGGUUAAACACUCCCUAGUUUCCACUGCCAGCCUCUGCUUUAUAAGCCAAUCAAACGUUGCCGGAGUUAAUGCAUACAAAUCUAUCAAAUCCAAAGACGCCAUUAAAGUCAAAGCAAGAGAGAUGAUGGUAGGAGAAGCCUGUUAUCCCAAUCCAACGGUUCAUAUUCCGCCUUGGCCUUAUAUCGAUGAUGAUCUGACGGCGGAAAACAACUUCGGCGAUAUCAGCAACCCGUUCCUUCUCCGGGAAGCGUUAGCGUCGCUUCAAUGGUACUCGUCGGCGGAGGAACCGGAUGUCGAGUUGGAUUCUGUGUUCUCCGGUUUGGAAAGCCCGGAUUCUCCGGUUGAUGCUUACUCGUGCGAUCAUUUCCGGAUGUUUGAGUUUAAGGUCAGGCGGUGCGUGCGUGGCCGGUCGCAUGACUGGACCGAGUGUCCGUACGUGCAUCCCGGCGAAAAGGCUCGCCGGAGAGAUCCGAGGAAGUUUCAUUACUCGGGUACGGCCUGCUCCGAUUUCAAGAAAGGGAACUGCCGGAAAGGGGACUCUUGCGAGUUCGCUCAUGGGGUUUUCGAGAGCUGGUUACACCCGGCUCGUUACCGUACUCUUCCGUGUAAAGACGGGUCGGGUUGUCGGCGUCGGGUCUGUUUCUUUGCUCAUACUCCGGAGCAGCUUAGGGUCGUCAACUUUGCUGGUUCACAUGAUAGUUCACCGGCUGAGUCUUCUCCGCCGGUUUCGCCUAUGGCACAGUUGCCUAGUUCGGCGCCAUCUAUUAACUCUAUGGUUGCUUCUUUGAGGAACAUUCAGCUCGGUAAAGUCAAGUCUUUGCCUUCAUCCGGUUUCGGGUCUCCAAGAGUGACCCGACCCUGUUUAAGCAGCCUACCCAGCACUCCGACCGGAAACGUGGCCCGUCCUGGGUUCGGGUACUUGGAUUUCUGGGAUGAAAGCCGUAGAGAAGAGCAGGUGAUGGAAAGAAUCGAAUCGGGAAAGCAUUUGCGUUCAAAAAUGUUCGAGAAAAUGGGUAAAGAGAACUCGUUGGAGCGGGUUAACUCGGGUCAGUGUGACGGAGAUCCUGCUGUGGAUUGGGUUUCGGACCUGGUGAAUUGAGCAAGCUCGGUCGAGCUAAAUCUUCUUUGUCACUUCUCUGUAAAUAGUUCCACAAGGAUAACUGAAGAAAAAUAUAAUUAUAAUAUUGUAAAUUAUGAAAAUUCUCAAAAUUUAAAGUAUAUUUUGGGA
Messenger RNA from Hibiscus syriacus, 1267 nucleotides. Its product is annotated as zinc finger CCCH domain-containing protein 20-like. NCBI's taxonomy places the organism in Eukaryota, Viridiplantae, Streptophyta, Magnoliopsida, Malvales, Malvaceae. The transcript has a single exon. The coding region runs from base 38 to 1138 and encodes 366 amino acids. Gene Ontology annotation, molecular function: metal ion binding. The record is from RefSeq and is a predicted model, not a curated record.